AUGGAUUAUGAUUUCUGGCGGCAGGAUUCAGAGCUAUCUAAGGCAUUGUGUGCAGCACGGCCAGGAUUUGUCGCUAAGGGCUCGUCGUUCUCUCAGCCUCGGCAAAACUACCAUUUACCUUCGCCUCCAGGGGAUCGCCCAACUCAGCAUCACCUUAUGUAUGGGGGAGACUCGACGAGAAAUGAGGGUCAUUCUCGCCUGAUCCAUGACAAUCAAACAGAAUCGCACGAAUCUUCCUCGGCGGAUCGCACGAUAUAUUAUGAUUUCUGGCGGCAGGAUUCGGAGUUAUCCAAGGCAUUGUGUGCGGAUGAGCUGGAAUUUGUCGAUGAUAACCCGUCGUCCUCUCAGCCUCAACAGGAUUACCACUUGACUUGGCCUCCAGGGUAUUUCCCAAUCAUGGUUACUCAGCGUCACCUUAUGUAUGGCGGAGGCUGGGCGAGAAACGAUCAAGUGUCCGCCCUUUCAGGGUUUUCUCAAAGUAGUAGUCUCUUUUCAAGUGAUUUGAUGCACUCGUUUCUCGAGAACGAUCAGCACUAUGCUCAGAAUGCUACUGGACAUAACGCCUCUUUCAACCAUUCCCCCUCUCCUUUCUCCGACGCUUCAUUUGUUAACAGUGGGGGGUCUUCUGGAGACGUUUUCGAAUCAAUCCCUAUUAAGGGUCACCCUCACCCGAUCCGUGGCAUCAAAUCAGAGUUGCACGCAUCUAACCUCUUGUUGCUCUGCGAGUGGAAUGAUGGUCAAGGUCCAUGCAACAAGAUCCUAAAUGAAGGAGAGAUCGCUCACCAUGUGUCGUCAUCCCAUCUUCCACCGCCUGGUCGCACCCGUAUGAAAUGUCAAUGGGAAGGAUGUACAUUCCAAAACCUCUUGCGCCGAGACACAGUCAUUCGCCACAUACGUCAAAUUCACCUCGAGAUCAAACCCCGACGCCGGACAAGGUCACUUCGAGACAUGUAUGGCUAG
This is a messenger RNA of Suillus discolor, 960 nucleotides long. RefSeq lists its product as uncharacterized. The record is from RefSeq and is a predicted model, not a curated record. The coding region runs from base 1 to 960 and encodes 319 amino acids. The transcript has 6 exons. Lineage: Eukaryota; Fungi; Basidiomycota; Agaricomycetes; Boletales; Suillaceae.